Hylaeus anthracinus is the source of this 7031-nucleotide messenger RNA. RefSeq lists its product as uncharacterized. Lineage: Eukaryota; Metazoa; Arthropoda; Insecta; Hymenoptera; Colletidae. The transcript is spliced from 16 exons. The coding region runs from base 224 to 4630 and encodes 1468 amino acids. Gene Ontology annotation, biological process: chemical synaptic transmission. Gene Ontology annotation, molecular function: protein binding. Gene Ontology annotation, cellular component: dendritic spine; cytoplasm; plasma membrane. The record is from RefSeq and is a predicted model, not a curated record.
GGUGGCGUACAGUGGCGUACAAGCGCGGGCGCCAUCUGCUCGUUCAGUGGCCGACUAUCCUCCGAAGACCUGUGUACUCGCGAUUCUAUUACCAGAUUAUUGCGACACUUUGUGUGACAAUUUGAUUCAGUGUAUCGUGCUAUAACAAAGUGGCCAGUGCACGCUGCGAAACGGACACAAAAAGAAUGGACAGGCUGUUUAAAGAGAUGAAUGUGGCGUGGCGAUGACAAGCCUGAUCUUGGAAAACGCAGACUUGAACCGACUUUUCCCGAAAUGUCGGCCUAGGGGUGGCCCACCCCCGAGUCCGGGGGCCUCCACGCAGAUCAGUCAGCCGCAUGAAAGCCUCUGCCAGAAGGAGGCCGCCUCUGUUACCACCAGCCUCGCAAGCACAUUCGCGACUACGUUUGCAAAUACUCUCACGACCACCCGCGCAAUCGCCUCCAAGAACACACAUUCAAACCACUCACGUGAGAUACCUGAAGACAUGAUCGACCUCGAGCGCGACAUCUCCGAUAGGACAACAAGUAUGGUGUCCGGUUUCGCAGGCGAGAGUCAGUUAUCCGUUGGUAUCAGCGGUGGGAAUGGCAGCGUCAGUGGGCCACUUGGAACAUUUAGUUCGCUUGGGACGCUUAACACCAAACCGCUUUCCUCAAGCUCUUCGUCUGCCUCUGGGCAUAGCGAAGAUGCGCCGCAAUAUGGUAGCCUUCCAGGUAGCGAUCAUCAGGGUCACUCACAACAGGAUGACAGUGGGCCUGAAGAGAGCCCUGUAUACAUCUUAACAUCUGCCAAAGGUGACCGCAGCUAUAAAUUAAGAGAUUCCAGAAUUAUAGAAAUUGCUGGCGGACGAGAAGUUUUCUCUCAAAGUAGAGGUAAAGUCGCAGCUAGGAAAUCACGCUUUCUCGCUGCGUCAAAUUCCUUAAAUAACGAAGAUAUUCAAAUAGAUAACAAGCUAUCCAUUAAAAGAAAUAAUAAAUCUCCGAACACGCAAACUAUAUGGGAAUUAAGGAGUCGAUGCGGCGACACAAGGAAGCAGCGUUCUAACAGGGAAGUAACUGAAACUGUAUUUGCUUCUGAAAUACAUUCGGUGCGGCAUAAUUCAACAAAAUCAAUCCUUGACUAUGAUUCCCCAAAGAGCAAUCACAGUAAUCGUAUUAUUAAUUAUGACUCAAUUUUGAAUAGCAAUAAUGUAGAAUACAAUGUACCAAAAAAUAUUAUGGAACUCGAUUAUGGAUUGUCCAAGAGUUGCAUAGAUUACCAGUCGAAUCAUACAACGCCAGCGAGAAGUAUGGCUAUCGUCAGCGACGGUGAAGUUGUCGUUUUCGACGAUAUCGAUGAUAAUUGGCAAAAUUUGAGACUAGAUUUAACUUCUAAUAAUACCAACCAAGUUACGUCGACUAAUUUAAAUCUCGAGUCUGAAGAGUCCCAGAGAGGUCGUAUUCCUCCUGAACCUCUAAGUUCUAGCAUUGGAAGUACUCCAAGCCCGACAACGGCAUAUCAUCGUAAUACUUCAGAGUUUUUUAAGGUAAUUACACCAGCUAGCGAUUGCGAAGUAGAUUCACCAUCAUCGGAACGUAAUCACAAAGUAGCAAGAGUAAUUGGUGAAUUACCGAUAGCACAGUAUUCUGAAAGUCCGAGACGUUACGGGGUCCGUGAUACUCAGCUUCCUUGCCUUUUAUCAUCGCCAUCUGUAUACAUGACGCCGAGACCUGGAUUUCCACAGAGAGUAUUGCCAACAACACCAAGUCAUAAUGAGGAGAGUACUUCUACAGAAAUCAUCGUAGAAAAGGCUGUGGUAGAAACAAAUAUGAAUUACUCUGAUGAUCAAACUGUGAAUGUCUCUCCCCCAUCUCCAAAAAUCGAAGAUGAAGAAGAAGACUCUAUGAAACCAUCGACUUUGCCCACAGACAAUAUAAGCAAUCUUGUAUCGUCGGGUGGUAGUACAUUCGAUUAUUUAUAUGAAUUCUCGGAGACGCGAAAAGUGCUCGAGGAAUUUUUUAAGUGUCCACCGCCAACAAAAGAGAAAGAGAACAGUACCGAAUCCUUUCCAUUUCAGGAUCUUGAUUACGAAUUACGGAGGCAAGGUGGAAGUGCAUACGUUGGUCAACGGUUAGCCAGUGGUCCGCCAACAACAGAAGAAGUGCUAGUACACGAAUCUCCCAAGAAACAAAGAAUCGACUUUCCACAAAAUACUGGCGAACACGAAAACAAUUUCUUAGACCUUUCGGUUGGUACUGGGAGUAGCGAAGAUCUGGGGGAAACAGAGGUUGGAUUACAAGUCGGACAUUCCCGUAAUUUUACUUUGAGUCCCGAAACGACUGACUGCGAUAGCAACUGUGGUGACCUCGACAGCGAAGUUUCUUUAAUGAUGAUGGAUAACGAAUUGAUACCAGCCAGCGGGCUUCUCGGCUCAAUGGGCGACCUAGGAAACAAUUCUGAUCCAUUGAGAAUAUAUACCAGUAUGCCUGUCCUCGAGGAUGGCUUGUCCAGCGGUCAUGCCAGCGAUACCGAUAACAAUAAUCCAACUGUGAUGCUGAUGAAACGACAAAUUAACGAAAUUGAAAAGGAGAUUAUUCAGAGAAGUCGCGUUAAUGACACUAGUUAUCCUACUGCAACCGAAACUGACUCGGUCGGAAAAGAGCUUCCCGGUUUAACCGUCAACAAAGAUAUUUUACAUUCUCUAAAAACUUCCUCGCCUGACCUGUUCAUUCCGAAAAAAGAGAAUUCGUACGAUACAAACGAGCUACAGUUCGAUGGUUUGGACCCCCUUGGCACACCUCCGCCACCUGCACCUCAAGCUAGGCAAACUGUCAGUUUAGAAAUUGGUGGCGAGGUUGAGGCUGCCAUCAAAGAUAUCAGAAUGGCUUUACAGAGGACUAAGACUUUACCCGUCAAGUCUUCGACGGAAGAACCACUUGAACCCAAUGUCAGUCCAAUUUGGAUACCAAGUAUAUCGGAUGGCAGGCGGAGAAUUUGCGUAGAAAACAACAGCGAAGAAUCGGAAGUUCGACACGCGGGCGAAGAUGCAGAUGUCGAGAUCGAAGAAGGUCCAGACGAAGAGGAGGCAGACACCGAUCUCGAGACUGAUCGAUUACUUGGCCAGCAAAGAACAGACGAUCAGGGUUUUUACGAUGACAAGGGGUGGAGGAAGCCUAAGACUAGGACAAUGUUACCACCGAUGAGUGGGAAACUGUCGACUCCUAAACAAACUCCCCCGAAAAGCCUCAGUGUCGCUCCGGUAGAAAGCCCGCUAGCAUCUUCAGAACCUCUAGCUUCGACCUCUGCCUGUGUCUCCACUUCCGCUUCUGCCUCUAUCUCACCUCCGCCAGUAGUUUCCGUAAUUAAAUCACCGCCGUCCGAUCGUGAUGUUACCACUCCCACGCAAACCACGUCGAGUCCACAGAAGACUCCAGCAAAAAAUUCUCCCUCGUCCCCUCAGAGUCUCAAGGAAUCCAGCAACAAGGUGAAAAAGGACAAAGAAGAAAAGAAGAAAAGCAGAAAUAAAGAAGCACUUCUGGAUGAUCCUUCAGUUUUAAUCGAGGGAGUACUAUUUAGAGCAAGAUAUCUCGGAUCUACUCAGCUGGUCUGCGAAGGAGAGCCUACCAAAUCGACUCGCAUGUGCCAGGCUGAGGAAGCCGUCUCUAGGAUAAAGGCACCGGAUGGCGAAACGCAACCGAGCACGGAAGUUGACCUGUUCAUCUCGACAGAAAAGAUCAUGGUUUUGAAUACGGACCUGAAGGAGAUCAUGAUGGAUCACGCGUUAAGAACAAUAUCUUACAUAGCAGAUAUUGGCGACGUAGUGGUGCUAAUGGCACGAAGACGAUUCGUCCCCCAUGAGAUGGAGGAGGCACCGAAGAUCAACAGAACUCCAAAGAUGAUUUGCCAUGUGUUUGAGAGCGAAGAGGCUCGAUUUAUCGCUCAAAGCAUCGGGCAAGCUUUUCAAGUAGCCUACAUGGAAUUCCUCAAGGCGAACGGUAUAGAAGAUCAUAGUUUUGUAAAAGAAAUGGAUUAUCAAGAGGUACUCAACUCGCAAGAAAUAUUUGGGGACGAGCUGCAAAUGUUUGCCAAAAAGGAAAUGCAGAAAGAGGUGGUGGUACCAAAGGCAAAGGGUGAAAUUCUUGGCGUGGUGAUCGUUGAAUCUGGAUGGGGCUCGAUGCUACCGACAGUUGUAAUUGCGAAUUUAGCACCUGCUGGUGCGGCUGCUCGAUGUGGACAAUUGAACAUCGGUGAUCAGAUAAUAGCUAUCAACGGCGUCUCGUUGGUCGGGUUGCCUCUCUCUACUUGUCAAACUUACAUCAAGAACUCGAAAAAUCAGACAGUCGUCAAGUUAACCGUCGUACCAUGCGCGCCGGUGGUCGAGGUCAAAAUCAAGAGACCCGACACCAAGUAUCAGUUAGGAUUUAGUGUACAAAACGGAGUUAUAUGUAGUCUGUUGAGAGGCGGGAUCGCCGAAAGGGGAGGUGUUCGAGUGGGUCACAGGAUCAUUGAAAUCAACAAUCAAAGCGUUGUAGCUGUGCCGCACGAGAAAAUUGUCAAUCUUCUUGCGACAUCCGUUGGCGAGAUAUUGAUGAAGACGAUGCCCACGUCGAUGUUUAGGCUGUUAACUGGCCAGGAGUCUCCAGUGUACAUAUAAGCGUUUGGUUACCUGGCUGAUAUGCGUAGUGAACAGACAAUACAUUCGCCAUCCACUACCAAACUAUUCACUACUUUACUCUCUGUACAGUCUUAUCUGACGCAACUUGCUUUCUGUUUCGAUUCUUGUGGAAUUCUAUUCGUAUACUCUCACCAGCUCCUGCUUGGCAAAGCAACAAACCUUACACGUUGCGACAAACAUUAAUAUAUUGAAUAUUUACAUAAAGCAAAAACAAAAAAUAUAUAUAUAUAUAUAUAUACAUAAUAUAUACAUAAACAUUUUAUUUAUGAAUGGGAUUCUCCAUGUUUGUUUUCCAGUUACGUGACUAGUCGAAUAAUCUACAAUGUAAUCAACAAAUGCUACAAAAGAAGUUUUUGAGCAACUUUUCUCAAAUCUUCCUUUCGUAUUUAUGCAAUCCCAUGGCACGAUAAAAACUACGGUUCAUUAACGAGAAUGAUAUAUAAAAUGCCUUGCGAAGAUUUUAUUUUUAAUUUAAAGAUUGUUACGUAUGUAUAUUUCAUAGGUCAAACGUGAUACCAUUUAUACCAUCUGCAUUUAAGUACAGCAAUGUACUUUUCUUUUUUCUUCUUCUUUUUUUUUAAUGUAAUUUUUUGGUUUUAUUUUAUUACAGAGAUAGCGUGGUAAGAGGGGAAAGAGUAAAGAAAUAAAUUCAAAAAGAAGACGAAAUUGAUCGGGUAGAUUAUGCAUAUUAUUAAAUUUUAUUUAUUCAAAGAUGGCGGAUGUUGGAGAAUUUAUAUUUUGCGAAAUCAGCAUUGAGAAUCACAUUCCAUACCCGGUAAGAGAAGCAAAGUAAGCAAUGCACACGAUUAUACAUAGCACAAAGCUCUUUACCAACAUUGGAGCAGGGCUGGAACUGUCUAUAUACUUGGUGGAAGAAAUAUAGUAAGGUCGUAAAAAUUCUGCAGAGUAAAGACUAAGAAUGUGUUCUUUGAAUUCUAGUGCUUUAAGAAUAAAAGCCUUCAGUUCGAAAGACUACCUACGGAAGUCUAGUUCGGGUGUCUGCUCGAUCUAGACUUCAUUUCUUUAAAAGAACAUUUCUGGGCCUUGAUCAAAUUAAGGCGGUAUUCUAGUCUAGAUCGUCGAUUCUUAGUUCUUUUAGUGUAUUUUUUCGAUUACGACUUUGUAAUCGAGUCUUCGAUACGAAAAAAAAGAAACACAUUUUACAAAUUGAACAUGAUGGACGUUGCUGAACCGAUCUCAUUCGAGUACUUGGCUAAAUUUCUUCCACCAACCAUAACGUAGUUAACGCUGUAGUAUGUUUGUACAAGGGCCUUCGUAUAUUUAUUUGGCUCCGUGAAAAUUACAUCGUUUAUUUAAUCUUUUUUAUCAUCGGAUCGCAAUGCCAUAGUAUCAUAAUUUAUACUAAAAUUAAGAUCUAUCUGUCUACUACUUAAUGUUUUUAACGCGUCGCUUCGUGAUAAAUGUCACGGUAGUUAUACGGAAGAGUACUCUGAGUUUUCUUUUGCUAUGAUUUCCUUUUUACGAUAGAAAAUGUUUUUUACCGUUACUAAUAACAACCUCGCCAAAUUCAAGUUACAUGCCAAUUAGAAUUAUUCGAACAAAAAUUCAAUAUCUGGAUUCUUAUCACACAAAUGAUAAAAAUUGUAAUAUCUUUGUUUACUUAACUUGUCGUAUAACUUUUGUUGAAAUCAUUAUCCCGAGCAUGUUAAUGCUAACUCCAUCGAAGAGGUCUCAUCAGAUCUCGAUGGGUCUCGUUCUUUAAUAAGAUUCGACAAGUUAAUCUUGCUAAAGAUUACUAAGGGGAUAUUGACUUUUUCAAGAGUUUCAUUUCGAAAUGUUACCUAACAGUUAGAGACUUACAUUUUGCCCGUUCGUAAUCAACAAAUGCUCUUCGAAUAACUGCUGGAGUAAUCUUAUGAUCUACAAAGCAACAUCUGUAUGUAACAUAACGCGUAAAAUGAAACGCACUUAUUUUUAUUACCGAUGAACUACGACGUCUUGAGAAAUGACUUUUGCGGUGCAAUAUUACUACAUCAUUCUUUCAUACUUAACGUAAUCAAGCAAGAGAGAUCUCGCUAAAUAAUGAUAUAUUUACAAUUGUCGCGAUUAAUAUGCACUUACUCGACUACUUAAAUAAUGCUCUCUACGUAUCGAAUACGAUUCAAAUUAAAAAGGAGAUGUAUUAUUAUCGACUUUACGUAAUAUUGCAACUGAGACGUUAUAAAAAUUUACAACUGGUAACGAAAUAAAAUUAGCGCGGGUAGGAGUUCUCUUCUAUGUAAAUACCGCGUAUUUUAUUAAUUCUAAGUUUCAUCUACUUUCCGCUGAACAUCUCUCACUUUUGCUUCAACUGUCCAGAAUUAAGGAUACGUGAAUCUUGAGAUUUCUCACGAGAGUUUGAUAAAAUUUCAAUGCCAAA